GGCGGACGAUGACUCGUACGGAUAAAUGUCGUAUCUGAAGUCCUCUGCCUGGCAACUCUAAGAACAAACACCAAUUGAACCAACUUACCGGCAAUCCAGCCUGAAGCUGUGAGAGAUGUCUCUGGCACAGUUAUCACGUCUUCUCCCUCUUCCCGAGUCCGAGCUGCAACAGGUCCUUGACUACGCAGCGACGCUCUCCCCUCAGGAUGCAGCGGAUCAUUUCAACAACCUCCUGGGCGAAUCCGCACAAUCCAUAGAGUUCAUCUCUUCCUUCAACUCACGCCGUCAUGCCCCGGCAUCGAAACCAGCAUCGCAACAGACUACGCCGUCUGAUUCAGGAUCAGGAGUCCCCAAGAGCACAAGGGCGCCCAAGAAGAAGAAAGCUCCCAUCCAUACUCCCGCACCCCGCCAAAUACAAGAUACCUACGCCGCGCAAGGCACCGCAUAUAUCAAGAAGGACGAAGAUGACUACAUAUCCAAACGACCUACGCCUCCACGCUCCUCAACGCCCAGCAAUGUCUCUGCCCUCGAACCUAAACCCGAAGCUACUCAAGCACCUGUCCCGCGGCCGCCUCCUUCCGCAGCAGGUUCUCUAAUAUCCGAUUUCAAAUCAAAAAGUAAUUCUUCCUCCCGCAACGCAUCACGGACCGCAUCCCCCGCACCCUCUAAGACGAAGGUGAACAUCACCGGUGGCACAUCUAUGCACGGCGCCUCGACCGUGCUCCAGGAGCUGGACGCUGCCAUCCGCAGCUUAGAGAUCAGCACCAACAGCACCCUGCUCGACAACGAACGGAGGAAAUGCAAUUGCAUCGGCGCACGGCAUCCCCUACUAGCUGCGGCGCCUAACUGUUUGAAUUGCGGGAAGGUGAUCUGUGUCAAGGAGGGGCUGGGGCCGUGCACAUUCUGCGGGACGCCAUUGCUGAGCGCUGUCGAGGUACAAGGCAUGAUCCGGGAGCUGCGGGAGGAGCGAGGCAGGGAGAAGAUGGCGCUGGACGCCUCGAGCCAUCGCCGGGCCGAGGUUUCCAAGAAGCCGCUUCCGUUCACGACGCCGCGGGGUGGAGAGACGACGCUGAGCCCCGCGGAGGCGAAGGCCAAGGAGCACCGGGACAAGCUGCUGGGGUUCCAGGCGCAGAAUGCGAAGCGGACGACGGUCAGGGACGAGGCGGCGGAUUUCGAGACGCCGAUGACGGCGGGGGUGAACCUGUGGGCGAGCCCGGCGGAGAGGGCGAGGCAGCUGAAGAAGCAGCAGAGGGUGUUGGCGGAGCAGGAGUGGAACGCGAGGCCGGAGUAUGAGAAGAGAAGGCAGGUGGUGAGUAUUGACUUGGUCAAGGGGAAGGUGGUGAAGAGGAUGGGGGCGGUUGAAAGACCGCAGCAACCACAGAGCGAGAGUGAGGACGAGGCUGAAGAGCUGCCCCAGAGUGACACGAGUGGGAAUACGGGCGGGGGGACCUUCAGCCGCAACCCGCUGCUCGGAGGGCUGAUCAAGCCCGUUUACGAUAGUGGGAAGGGCAAACAGAGGGAGGAGGAGGGGCCGGUGGAAGGUAGAAAGAAAACAAAAUGGCGGAGAGUACAGGAUGACCUGGAAGAUAAUGAGGAAAUCAUCUUGGAUGGUGGCAUAUAUGGCGGUGACGCAGCUGGUAGCCGUCUAGGGGAAUAGGGGAGUUACCCUUAUAGUUAGAAGUAUACAUUUACAAGAUACCCACAAUGCUUUUAAACCAUACCG
Molecule: messenger RNA, 1723 nt
Organism: Amorphotheca resinae ATCC 22711
Lineage: Eukaryota; Fungi; Ascomycota; Leotiomycetes; Helotiales; Amorphothecaceae
Exons: 1
Coding region: 116-1657 (513 amino acids)
Biological process (GO): regulation of DNA-templated transcription
Cellular component (GO): nucleus
Molecular function (GO): zinc ion binding
Source: RefSeq, a predicted model, not a curated record